This is a messenger RNA of Panicum virgatum (switchgrass), 1144 nucleotides long. Its product is annotated as ethylene-responsive transcription factor 7-like. The coding region runs from base 305 to 883 and encodes 192 amino acids. NCBI's taxonomy places the organism in Eukaryota, Viridiplantae, Streptophyta, Magnoliopsida, Poales, Poaceae. The record is from RefSeq and is a predicted model, not a curated record. Gene Ontology annotation, molecular function: DNA binding; DNA-binding transcription factor activity. The transcript has a single exon. Gene Ontology annotation, biological process: regulation of DNA-templated transcription.
AGGAAGAGAUCAAAUCGGAAAAAGAAAUCUAUAAUGGCGAGGCCAAGAGGGAGCGGGGGAAGGUGGGAGGCGGCUGCCCAAAGCGAGCCGCGCUGCGUCUCCUCCCACCACCACCACCACGCCUUCUUCUAAUCCCACCCCCGCCUCUCCCCGACCGGACCAGACCACACCACACCACACCGCGUCCACAUCCUCCCGCGCUUCUCCGCUCAGCCCGCGCGUUUCCGCUGAGGAGGGAUAGCCGCGCGGCGCGUCGAGGGGUUUGUCUUUGAUCGGGUAGCUGAGGCUGAGCGGGCGGGGCAGGAUGAUGCGCGACACGGCGGCCGUGGCCGUGGCGGCGCCGCGGUACAGGGGCGUGCGGAAGCGGCCGUGGGGCCGGUUCGCGGCGGAGAUCCGCGACCCGGCGAAGCGCGCGCGCGUCUGGCUCGGCACCUUCGACUCCGCCGAGGCCGCGGCGCGCGCCUACGACGUCGCCGCGCGGACCCUGCGCGGCCCGCUCGCCAGGACCAACUUCCCCUGCGCCUCCUCCCGCCUCCCGCUGCCCUCCCGCCACCAAGGCGGCUGUGGCGGCGGCCUCGUCGCGCCGCCGCCCGCCGCGCCGACGUGCAGCUCCAGCUCCACCGUCGAGUCCUCCAGCGGACCCCGAGGGGCGCCCAGGGCUGCGGCGGCGGCGGCGCCUCGAAUUCGGAGGCGUUCGGUGAAAAAGCCGCGGCCGGCAGCGCCCGACACCGACUGCCACAGCGACUGCGCCUCGUCGGCCUCCGUCGUGGACGACGGCGACGACGCCUCCACGGUCCGGUCGCGCGCGCCGUUCGACCUCAACGUCCCGGCGCCGGUGGACGGUGACCACGCCCUCGACCUCUGCACGGAGCUGCGGCUCUGAGCAAUAUGAUCCUCGAACAACAACAACAGCAAAACAUCGAAGGCGAUUUUGCCCCGGUCUUCUUUCCUGACUAAAUUCUGAUAUGAUUGACUCGUGCUCGAGAGUUCUCGUUUUCUUUAACGCCUCUUGUAUUUGGAUCUGCUACCAUCUUCUCUGCCCAUUCUAUUUGUACACCAGAUAACAUGUAAGAUGUUCACGAAUUAACACAUAUCUUUUCUUAAAAAAUGAAUUAACACGGAUGUUGCUAUAAUUCUUGGAGUA